Molecule: messenger RNA, 2637 nt
Organism: Spizellomyces punctatus DAOM BR117
Lineage: Eukaryota; Fungi; Chytridiomycota; Chytridiomycetes; Spizellomycetales; Spizellomycetaceae
Exons: 4
Coding region: 1-2637 (878 amino acids)
Biological process (GO): double-strand break repair via homologous recombination
Cellular component (GO): MCM complex; nucleus
Molecular function (GO): single-stranded DNA helicase activity; single-stranded DNA binding; ATP hydrolysis activity
Source: RefSeq, a predicted model, not a curated record
AUGCUUUCGAGGGACCUAAAUGAUCCAUCAGCAAACGUCCAGGGUCGGUCGCAAGGUGGGCCAGAGCAGCCAACAGGCAGAAUUGGGCUGGCCAAUGUGGAAGAUAUCGUUGGAGAAAUUGCGUCUAUUCUCUAUUCCUAUUACCGCGAUGAAAUCCUCUCCAUACUCUCCCAAGAAGAUGCUACAAAGCACUACUCGGUGGAGAUGGACAUGAAGGACCUCGGGGAGAUCAAUCAGCAGAUUACAAUGUACACUUGCGAGUUUCCAACGUUGGUGCUCCCUCUUUACGACACUGCCCUUCAGCAUGCUCAAAAGCAUGCUCUGGCCACAACCCCUUUGGCCGGGCAUCUCAAGUUUAAACCCCGGGUCCACGUUCGAAUAUUUAUCGGUCCCCCCUUUGCACCCAAUGAGACAAACAUUCACCGUGUCCCUCGUAGCGACGAGGUUGGCAAGUGGCGUGUAUUAAAGGGGACAGUGGUGAGAACGGGUGCGGUGAGAAUGUUGGAAUCUGCCAAAGUUUUCCAAUGUACAAAGUGCGGUGCGCGAUGGGAGGUGCCAAGUGACAGAGAGCAGUUCAAUUUAGUGCCAAAACCAAGACGAUGCGCCUUCGAUGAUGGCAACAUGCUGCAGGGAUGCGCCGGUGCAAAAAUAAUAGAAGUCGACGUUGGGAAAGGUGCGCGACCGGACGUGUGCAAAGACUAUCAAGAAAUAAAGGUUCAAGAACCAGUAGAGAAAGUUGGUUUAGGGACCAUUCCUCGCUCAAUAGUGGUGAUACUGGAGGACGAUCUUGUGGACCAAUGUAAACCAGGGGAUGAUAUCUUUGUCACUGGCACGGUCAUACGUAGAUAUAAACCCUUCAAAGUGGAUGAGAGAUGCGAUAUCGAAAUUGCCCUAGUUGCGAAUCAUGUACGAGCGGUAAAUGAACAGCGACCGGCAAAUACCACAUCCGAUGAUGAAUUAAGACGAGAGUUUGAGUCAUUUUGGGAGCGAUGGCGCAAGGAAGGAGAAGUGCUGCGAGGACGUGACCUUUUACUUAAAAGCUUCUGCCCGAAGAUAUUCGGAAUGUAUAUUGUCAAGCUAGCGAUUAUGCUGGUGCUGAUAGGAGGCGUAGAAAUGCACCAAAGUGGAAUGAAAAUAAGGGGCGAUUGUCAUAUCCUAUUGGUCGGGGAUCCAGGAACUGGAAAGUCACAGUUUUUACGGUAUGCUUCCCGCGUAAGCCCACGUUCUGUGUUAACAACCGGCAUUGGUUCUACCAAUGCUGGGCUCACGUGCGCCGCUGUGAAGGACUCUGGUGAAUGGCAACUGGAAGCUGGGGCGUUAGUGCUUGCGGACAGAGGCUUAUGUUGCAUCGAUGAGUUUGGAAGUAUUAGAGAGCACGAUAAAACUGCAAUUCACGAAGCCAUGGAGCAGCAGACCAUUAGUGUCGCAAAGGCAGGGUUGGUUUGCAAAUUGAAUACUAGGUGCUCAAUACUGGCAGCGACCAAUCCUAAGGGAAAGUAUGAUCCGACGCGGGAUGUUGAGAUAAACAUUGCGUUGGCGAGUCCCUUGUUGAGUCGUUUUGACCUGGUGUUAAUCCUUUUGGACCGCGAAAAUGAGGACUGGGAUAGAUCCGUAUCUACCUUUAUCUUGGAUAUGGAGUCACAACUACCUGAAACCACACUGGUUGCAUCAUCAGAUGAAGAGAAGGCUGAAUUGUGGCCCUUAGAGAAGAUACAAGCUUAUAUCGCAUACGUCAAAGAGCAUCAGUCACCUCGCCUAACAGAAGGUGCCAACGACGUCCUUAAACGGUACUAUCAAGCUCAGCGAAAGACGGACUUACGAAACGCGGCACGAACGACAAUCCGCCUGCUUGAGAGUUUGAUCAGACUAUCACAGGCCCACGCACGCCUAUUGAAUCAAGCAGAAGUCAUGGUUCGCGACGCGGUCGUGGCUGUCAUGCUAAUGGAGGCGUCUUUGCAAAGCACCGCAAUCGGUGGGGUGGAGGGAAUGAAGAAUGCGCUUCAUGAUGGGUUUGCGGAAGACCCAGAUACCGAAUACCUCAAGCACGAGACUUUGAUUCUGAGAAAGCUAGGUCUCGAGCACUUACAGACUCAUGAAGAAGGCGGCUCUCCGGCAAAGGCUCAGAAUGAAAGAUCAGGAGAUCAGUCUGGCGAAGAAUCGUCUGACCAUGAGGAUGAUAGUGAAGAAGAGCACCCGUUAUGUUCGUGGGAACCAACGCCUGCGCGAAGUGUAACCAAGCGACGAUUGGACAUUGCAGAGCCAGAAAAUGAGAAGCGCAGCAAAGUUCGGGACCAUACUGAAAGUGAAGCCGAUGGAGAAGAUGUAAUGUCACAUCAGGGAUCCCAGGCGAGGUCUUCCAAGAGCACGGGGCAUGCCAGUCUCCGCCGCACUAUCAACCCGAAAUCGCAAAUCGGGCCUUCACAGGAGAAGGUACUACCCAUUGCAAAUUCGGGAGUGUCCCCACCCCACGUCCUACUUUCGUCACCAGCAAACGCAACUGACGACGAAAGUACCGAGCCGGACGUUAUGGCAGAGCUUGGGCUUUUGGGAAACAGCCUGCCAAACAUUGACCAAAAUGUGUCUCUUUUCAACUCUCUUGGCAUGUCACAAAUAGAUCGUAGAUCGGAUUUUGGUUAA